AUGUCUCCGUUUCAGAGCCUUCGCGGAGCGCUGGCAGCAAGACCAGCAUCAGCGUCAUCCACGUACACACUGCUCGUCCAGCCCGGCACGUACGCCGCCGAGUGCCCUCUUGACUUGACCAACGUGACAAUCAUUGGCGUUGCUUUGUCCCCUACCAUUGUCUGCGCCGUGCCGUCGCAAUGGUCAAUCGCAGGCGUCGUCGACAUCGAGAACGUAGCAUUUGCCGGCGUCCGGCUCGUCGCAACCAUGGCGCAACUCUCGCUAACCCGUGUCUCCAUCCGCGGUAUCAAAGCCAGCUGCGGUGGCUGCGUCGCGGCGGUGCACAGCUACUUGUGGGUCGAUCGCGUCAACUGCGUAGGCGGCCGAGCCAACAAUAAAGGGGGCGCCAUCUAUCUCGAAAACACAGCGGUGGCGGGUCGUGCGCUCAACGUGUCGCACAACCAUGCGCGUCAAGGCGGCGGCGUGUACAUUGGCCAGCGAUCGCACUGGCAGGUGUCGGGAGCCGACAUAUCAAGCAACGUCGCGCAAGCCGACGGCGGUGGCAUCUGCACCAACGAUGCCGCUCACGUCGACAUCCACUCGACGCGUUUCUACAACAACGCAGCGGACCGCGAUGGCGGCGCGAUUUUGCUAGCAACGUGA
Messenger RNA from Saprolegnia parasitica CBS 223.65, 642 nucleotides. RefSeq lists its product as hypothetical. The transcript has a single exon. The coding region runs from base 1 to 642 and encodes 213 amino acids. NCBI's taxonomy places the organism in Eukaryota, Oomycota, Saprolegniomycetes, Saprolegniales, Saprolegniaceae. The record is from RefSeq and is a predicted model, not a curated record.